This is a messenger RNA of Coprinopsis cinerea okayama7#130, 1438 nucleotides long. RefSeq lists its product as hypothetical. Lineage: Eukaryota; Fungi; Basidiomycota; Agaricomycetes; Agaricales; Psathyrellaceae. The record is from RefSeq and is a predicted model, not a curated record. The transcript has a single exon. The coding region runs from base 1 to 1350 and encodes 449 amino acids.
AUGGCUGCUGUCCAUGGUGGACAGCAUCCUGUAGCGCCUCCUCUAUAUCCUUCACCACAGUAUCGAACAGAAUCUCCUAGGCGUUCAUGGAUGACUACAGGGACCCCUGCCAUGGCCCAGCAACCCCGGUGGACAAUCGACGAUGAUAGGCGGCCACGCUCAACCUCUGGUGCUGCAGUCGUUCAGCAGGAACGAGACCCUGCUCAUACCUCACGAUAUAUGCGAUAUACCCACCCUAACCUAGAACAGCCCCAUGCCGACAGAACCCAUUCGACAGGACAGAAACCUUCUCAAGUCAGUGAUUCUGGCUAUGGCGGGUCAAUCUUUAGCGAUCCGAUUUCCUUCAACCGAUCCAGGGUGCCACCAGCGGAUUACCAGGAAGCGCGCACCCAAUCUACACCGUACCCUAUAACACAACAUGACCGGAGACCCUCGCGGCAGACAGAGCGGGAGUCGUUGGCUGAAACACUUCUAGAUUCUGACUAUGGGUAUCAAGAAGCUAAUGAUCCCAAAUAUCAUUGGAAGGGAAAGGAAGCGACAUACUAUAGAGAUGACGAUGAAGAAACACUCGUCCCUCCACAGCUUUAUCCCCCAGCCCCGUCUGAGCUUGUGCCUGUCAUGGCCCAUCCUCGUCCGGCACCCGACUACCUAGGUCAGCGACCACCCACACCCUCCUCUUCGAACCCAUCCAUACGCACGUACAUCUCGAGAUUCAAGCGGUUUGUCGACAAGGUUCGAGAAUUGCCGUGGAUGGAUCCCGAGCGCGUUACGGUCGACUAUUAUCCAGGUACUGGGAAGCACUCCGCUAGGCACCUCAAGCAUCGGCCGUUGUUGGUGUGGAGGAAUCCGCAAUAUUACCCCAGCGGAUACCAUUCCGAGAGCGAUACGGCGAGUCAGAGGACGUCGUCGUCGUCGUAUGUGGAUGCGACGGCUCUCCCACAGACUGGGAAUCGGGCCUCAUUGGACUUGAGGGAUGAGUUUGACGAUGUUCAUCCCCCGAGGCGUUCCGUCGCGGCUGACCCUGCCCGUGAGCCCGAUGGAGCGCGCACCGCUGUUGCAUGGAAUUGGGAUGCGCAAAGUUCUGCUCCUUCCGUUCCGACUGCCCCUCCGGCAACAGCGCAGUGGAGCACGCUUCGGCACUCUGGUCCCCAGCCGGUGGUCGUUGUAAUGGGCGACGGGGGUGUACCGGUCAUAUAUCAGCCUCAGAGGUACUCUGUACCACCUAUGGCCGUUUCAGAAGCGACGACUGCUCGAACAGAAGGAGGGGGAGGAUAUAGGUUUCCAAAUGGAUACGUACCGUAUCACGAGCAGCAUGUGGGUCUUCAGUAUGGUCAACCCAUUCAUAGAUAACGGAAUCACGGUUUAUAGACGGAGAAGUAGUGCUAUUACAAUUGUACGUGUACACUUUACGACCGCUUGGAAUAUGAUUGAUUUCCUA